UGGAGCAGACGAGCUGGGAUAAACAUAGGAGAAUCACACGCCUUCGGAGGAGAUUAUAAUUAUACACUCGAUCAGAAACACUCAGUGCUAUGGCUAUGCGUGUCGCUGUGGAAGGCAGUUGGGCGUGAAUGGGAGAACUGGGAGAACUGGGAACCAGCAUGGCACGGCGGUGGAGAAGGAUAGUGCUGAUUGUCCUGCUGUGGGAGCUCCAGUGCACCGUGUGUCGUGAGGUGACUCUCCCACCAGGUCCACUGUACCGUGUAGCAGGGUUCCCCCUGUCUCUGCCCUGCUCUGUUUCAGGCUAUGAGGGUUCAAGGACACAGGACUUUGAGUGGUACAUGUACCGUGAGAGUGCGAAGGAAAUGCAGAUCGGCGUGGCGUCUACUAGAGAUAGUGGCUUUCCCUAUGCCCCUUUCCAGGGCCGAGUGAAAUCAGGAGAAAUUCGGGUGGAAAGGGACUCGGGUGACAAAGCCAGAUUGGUGAUUCAGAGACUUCUUCUGGAAGAUCAGGGACGUUAUGAGUGUUACACCCCAAGCACUGAUACACGAUACCAAGGCACCUACAGUGCGUCUGUGGAUGUCAAAGUGAUUGCAGACACGCUCCUGAUAACCCACUCUCAGGUUCUGAACGGCCAGCCUGUCAUAGAAGGCACAGAGCUUCAGCUGACAUGCACUGCCUCUGUCCAGUCAGCACAGCACACACAUUUGUCUGUCACGUUCGGAAUGCGAAGCAGCACAGGCUCUGGUUCUUUAGGCCACAACCUAAAGGAAGUUAUCUCUAUUGACCGUGAGCUACGUGUAACACCUGGCCGGGGAGGUUCUUAUGAGAAGAGAUAUAAUAAUGGUGAGAUUUCCAUGGAGAAGAGGAGUGGACAUAAAGGAGGGGACCUUUACACUCUAAAAAUAAGCAUGCUGGCCUUGGAGGAUUCCGGUUCAUAUUUUUGCGAAGCAGUACAGUGGAUCUUGGACCCUUCAGGCCAAUGGGAACGCAUCGCCCAGAGGACCGUGGAACUGGGAACUCUCUCUGUGAAGCCACUUGCGGACACUCUGUCUGUGAGCACAGUGCCAGUGGGUGAGGUGGCACUGCAGCCCGGGGCCCCGCUCAGUCUCACCUGUCUAGUGUCGGGCGCGGGUUCAUGGAAUCACUCAGCUCUGCUGGUGCAGUGGUUGCGACGUGGACCGGCAGGAGGAGUGGAGGUGGAGGUGGCCCGCAUGAGUCCAAAUGGAGUGGUGAGCUGGGGCGAUGACAUCAGCAGUGAAGGAGGGGGCAGCAUGGAGAAGGGGGCAGAGGGGAGAUUUUCUCUGCGGCGCUUCGCCACCCACCCAGUUGAUGCUGGACAGUACCGCUGCUCUGUGAGUGUGUAUGCCGGGCAGCUCAGUCCAGCACCGUCCAGUCCUGCUACACUUACUCAGAGGUCUGAGGGUGUAAUGGUCAGCCUUAAGAGUAAAGAGGCCAGUGUUGAGGCCGUCAUCGAGUUACAACAUCGGCCACUCCUGAAACGUGGGAGUACCGUCGCCUUGCUCUGUAACGUCUCCAUUGUGGCCACAGGCCCCUCUCAGGUAGAAGUGCAGUGGUGGCAGAAAAAGUGGGAUCUUAAUGGGAAGGGGGACAAGCCCCGAGUGCCUGCCGCAAGUAGCAUCCUCGCAACACUGACGUAUGAUGGAAUUUCUCGUAUUUACACUGAUGAAAGUGAAUUGAGCGUGGACCGUAUUUCUGCUGGGACCUUCAGACUACGCAUCUUUUCAGCACAUGAGGAUGACCAAGGAGAUUACCAGUGCCAGGUGGUAGUAUGGACCCAGGACUCCACCGGAAGCUGGUACAAGACAGACGCCAAGGCGAAGUCAAACACAGCACAUCUAUAUUUAUAUGCACGCGUUAUUGACCUUCUUCUUAUACCCCUUGUGGUUGGUGUUUCAUCUGCCCUGUUUGUGGGCGUGGUAAUCAUUGCCAUGGUAACGUGCUGCUUCAUGAAUCGACUUGCCAGGCAGCGCUCCAAAAUAAGGAGGUAGGAAAGAGGCCAGAUUCCUUGCAGUGAUAACAGACUGUUUAUUACUGAUCAACUGUAUGUGUGUAUAUAUAAAACUAAGAGUGUACUUGGUGGAGAAAAUGAAGUAUACUGACUUCUGCUGGCAUGUUUGUGAAAGGGUAUUAACUUUAUGAACACACUCAUAUUGUGCCAACAAAAAUUAUGUUGGGAAUAAACUGUAAGCGUUUAAAUUUGAAGGAUUUAAAUCACGUCAGCUGUAUAUAGUGGCUUUUGUUUGUUUGUUUGUUUUGUGUCAAAUGAUGGACCAAUUUUUGGUGUAUGUAUAUUUUUUAUAAAUGUAAUAUGUUUAACAAAUGUGGUUUUUGGUUUAAGAAACCAUAUAUAAUGUUCCUAUAUAGCAUGUCAUAAAUGUUUCACCGUCAUUUUUAUGACGUUUGUGAAACAAUGAAAACUAAGCAAAAUGUUGCACUGACUUCUGGAGAAUAGAAAAACACGCCCUUUCAGGUACUUAUACACUUAUAGCCCACACACAGUCCACACACUCUGUACUGUAAUUAAGCAAAGCCUAGAUGGUAGGAAUUAGUUUACAGUGGGUGGAAUAAGCUAAACACUCCCAACAUCCCAGCAAUUUUGAAAUCAUCUUGGAGCCACUGAAUGAAUAGAACCAUGGCACUACAUUAGUAGAAGUUAGUCGUAUACUGAAUUACGCUAGCAGUGGUAAUACAAAAUGUAAAAAAAAUUCAGUAACCAUAAACAAAACUAAACCACUUGAAAAAAAAUUGAAAAUGCUGAUAAAUGUAAUCUGGUUACUCUGCUGAAAGGCUGAGGGGUGCUCCCCAUACACUGCAAUAAAGCAGUACUUGUAAGUCACAGAAUUUAUGCUGUCAGAAAUUCAGAGACACUAAUUAAAAUGCUGCUGCAGGUCAGGUCAAACUAAACUUGAAUAGAUGCCAAAUUCCCAGCCAAAUUGGCAGCACCAAGGUGGGUUAGGGACCAGCGCAAUUCUUUUUUUCUUUCUUCUUAAAAUGGUAUUUAGGCAUGAUUUCUGUUUUAUUGU
Molecule: messenger RNA, 3044 nt
Organism: Clarias gariepinus (North African catfish)
Lineage: Eukaryota; Metazoa; Chordata; Actinopteri; Siluriformes; Clariidae
Gene: igsf8
Product: immunoglobulin superfamily, member 8
Exons: 7
Coding region: 129-2009 (626 amino acids)
Source: RefSeq, a predicted model, not a curated record